This is a messenger RNA of Brassica rapa (field mustard), 880 nucleotides long. RefSeq lists its product as uncharacterized. NCBI's taxonomy places the organism in Eukaryota, Viridiplantae, Streptophyta, Magnoliopsida, Brassicales, Brassicaceae. The record is from RefSeq and is a predicted model, not a curated record.
UGCAUGGAAGACGAAGCUAAUAAAGAUCUGGAUGACAUGGCCGAUUUAUCCAAGAGAGGUUAUAAGUUUAAAAUUAGAGAUUGGCGAAACAUGUCAGUAGACCUAUACGGUGCUAAUGAAGAAAUAAGAAGAGCAUCUUUACUGUUUGGGAAUGGAGGGAUGAGUCAAGCUUCUACUUCGUAUCAGGAGGAGUCUUUGGAAUCAAAGAUCAACAGAAUCAGCGAGAUGGUGGGAGAUAAUUUAAGGAUCAUGAACGAUCGUUUGUGUUUGAUUGAAAAAGACAGGAAACAGAUUAAAGAACGUGUGACAAAACUAGAGAAACUACAAAGAGUUACUUCAUAUGGAACUCCAAACAAUGAGACUGACACAACUCCAUUUCAUGAGACGGCUUCCAGACAAGGUGAAGCCAAUGCAGAUCAAGCAGAUGAACAACUUAACAAUGAGGAUACACGAGAGCCUAUGAAUGAGAUCACGAAAGAGACACCUGGUUCUCCAAUAGCUCAACAGAAUAUUGAGACUCCAGUCCUUACUCCAAUUCAGACGCAGCAGGAGACUCACGAGCUUAUGAAUGAGAUCAUUUCACCAAACAUUUCCGACACACAGCCAAAUACCCGAGCUCGCAGAAAUCUUUUAACAGAGCAAAAUAAGGUAUUACUUUCAUUAAAACCUUUAAUAAAUAUACAGCAACUAUCAAAAUGACUGGAUAUCCUUGAAUCUAAACCAUCACAGGAUGUAGAAAGCAGAGUUCAAAAUCCCUUUGAGAUCGGAGCAAAUGUGGAGAUUUCAUCACAAGAUGACAAUACUUGUCAUAAAUGGUAUCCAGGAAAUGUGUUGGCAACAUAUUUGGUUGAUGGGGUUGAGAUGGUGAAAGUUGAGUACU